Loa loa (African eye worm) is the source of this 375-nucleotide messenger RNA. RefSeq lists its product as hypothetical. Lineage: Eukaryota; Metazoa; Nematoda; Chromadorea; Rhabditida; Onchocercidae. The record is from RefSeq and is a predicted model, not a curated record. The annotation marks the transcript as partial. The transcript is spliced from 2 exons.
AGCGACGAAUCUUUAUCACUUCAAAAAGUAACAAUUGUGAAAGCUGAUGAAAACGAACAAAAUUUGAAUCGAAAUCAUUCAUCAUUCACCAGCAAAAAUAAGUGUAAACAACAUGAAAGGCCAAUAAAGAAUAAUAAUUCAUCUGAUAAUGAGAAGCAUCAAAUGGUUUUGCAUAACUCAUCCAAUGAAAACAUAAUUAUUCAGCCUGCUGCCAAAAAUGGUGUCCUUUUGUUUCUAGAAAUCUGUAAAAUAGUUCAAUUUAAAAAUAAAAGUGGAUUUUCGAAAUCAUUAAAACAGUUAUUCCUAGAUUUUUUGACCGCACAUCGACCUACAUCCACAGCAAAAAAUUUGUUAUCACUUUUUAUCAAUUACUGA